Messenger RNA from Apis laboriosa (Himalayan honeybee), 568 nucleotides. RefSeq names its product transmembrane protein 60. The coding region runs from base 137 to 523 and encodes 128 amino acids. The transcript has 2 exons. The record is from RefSeq and is a predicted model, not a curated record. Lineage: Eukaryota; Metazoa; Arthropoda; Insecta; Hymenoptera; Apidae.
UAUAUUAAGUGUUGACAAACAACAUGCGGUUAAUUUGCAACAUGAUUGUAUAUUUUAUUUAUUGUAUUAUUUUAUAAUUAUAUUUUGCUUUGAUUUUUACUUUUGAUUGAUACUUGAUAUUUGAUUUUAUAUUUCAAUGGCAGUUUUGCAUCGUGCAUUAUUUACGUGGUUCAAUCUUUUGAUAUUUCUGAUUUUACUUGUUUUGAGACUUGAUCAAAGAAUACAAUGGAAUUGGUUCAUAGUUUUUAUUCCAAUGUGGUUGUACGAUCACAUACUUUUGGUUUAUAUUGUUUUCAAUAUGAUUUCUCAUUGUAAAAAUGGACGAGUUGUUAAUUUACGUCGAGAAGUAUGGUAUAUGACAGCUGUAUUUAUGAAAUUAAGCGCUCAAAUUUUAAUAUGUUUGAAAUUAGAAGCACCUCAUUGGUUUCUACCAGCAAAAGUUGUUUUGGCACCAUUUUGGAUUCUUCUUCCUGCAUUAGCAGUUGAUGUUUUUGUACAUCUGAUACAUCAUUAUCGAUAUUAACUAUGAACUAUAAAUCAUAGUUAAUUCCUAAAUAUUAUGGUAAGU